AACUUCAAACCCAAGCCUGGCAUCAAACAGCGAGCCCUCAGAUAAACCAAACAAACAGACCGGGGAUCGCACAGAGGGAGGCGGCCCUGGAAGUGGAAUAACAACACAACCAGAUCUCGACGCCUUGCACUUUGCAAACUCUUUGCAUUUCUACUUUAAUGAUCCCUCUGUCUUGCAUGCAAUUCUAUCGAAUUGUGAGGUUAUUGUCAUGCGAUCAUAAUGACCUGUUUGUAGCGCUAGUGUCCGCCCUGUGAUUGCGCUUUGAUGUAGGCCUAGAGGCCGAUCAGAGAUCAGAUUACACGCUUUAGAUCGCAGCCAUCCCCUGCCUUUGAUCUCCACGCUGAUUUUGUCUUCAAUCCGGGGAUUCCUCUGGACUGGAGCAGCGCAGCCGGGCAGAGAGCGCAUCGCAUGGCUGGAAUGGUCUGGAGCCCUAUGCAGAACGCACAGGAGUGGAUAUCUGUCUGAAACUACACUCAUUCAGCCAGGGAAAGAACAACUAAAGAACCGAUCAGACUACAGCAGCACAUCCCAGACUCAUUCCACAGUAGCCCCUCAAAAUGGCCUGGAUGUUUGGUCACACCUGGUUACUUCUACUGACAUUUCAUGUAAUAUAUUCAUCUCUGGUUCCUGUAACAGCAGAGGAGGAGACCAGAGAAUGCAGGGAACAGGAGUACAAGGAUCAGCUUGGGAACUGUAAACCCUGCAAGCAGUGCGACGCGGGACAGGAGCUAUCAAAGGAAUGUGGCUUUGGUUACGGAGAGGAUGCCCGGUGUGUGCCCUGCAGAAGCAACCGCUACAAAGAGGACCGGAGCCUGCAGAAGUGCAAGCCCUGCCUGGACUGUGGCCUGAACAACCGCUUCCAGAAGGGCAACUGUUCCACCACCAGAAAUGCUGUGUGCGGAGACUGUCUGCCUGGGUUUUACAGGAAAACUAAGCUGAGUGGAUUCCAAGAUAUGGAGUGCAUACCAUGUGGGGACCCUCCACCUCCAUAUGAACCACACUGCAGCGGGCGGGUGAACCUGGUUCCCAUCCCACCGGUGGUGACCAGCCCUCGGGACAUGGCUCUGGCAGCAGUCAUCUGUAGCGCUCUGGCCACCGUGCUGCUGGCCCUGCUCAUCCUCUGUGUCAUCUACUUCAAGAGACAGCUGCUGGAGAAGAAGCCCAGCGCAUCUCUAAGGUCCCAGGAUGGUCUGUACAGUGGAGCAGAGUUGUCGUGCCUGGACCGACGGAAGCUCCAUGACUUCCCUCAGCGCCCAUGCUGUCAGUGUCACCACGGGCCAGGCCACACCUGUGGCCCAGUGCACCUGAUCCCCUCCCUGUGCUGUGAUGAAAUCUGCAGUCUGGGCCGGAGCAGAGACACCAGCCCCCUCCAGUCCCAGAUCAGCCUCAACGAGGGAUGCUGCAGAAACCCCUGUGAGGAGAACGUCCUGGCCUAUCUGAAAGCCCAUCCAGAGCCCUGCAUCUCCAGAGAGGCUGGCGAGACAUGGCCACUCAUGCAGAACCCCGACUGUGUCGAGAGCUUGGGAUCGCCCCGCUGCAACCCAGAACCCACAGAGAGGUGCGAUGUGGAGGAAGAGAGCGAGGAGAAAGAGGAAGAGGGGUGCACGUUAAGUCAGAACACACAGGAGAAGCCAACUGAUCAGAGCCAGGAGAAGAUUGGUGCCCUGACAGAGGUCCUCCUUCCAAAGCAGCAGCCAUCUUCACUGGAAGGAUGACAUGGAUUUAGUUGGCUCGUGUUCCACCCUUGAACCACCCUGGACCGGAAAACAGUCCAGAAAGAUCCCGUUUCAGAUUACAUUAGCCCACACACCAAUUUCAAAAUAGUGUGUGGCACACAAUCUCUUUCAAGCGGCUUGUGACCCACGGCCUUCCGUCACGCAUCUGAAGCGACUAUGUAAAUAAAUGCAAACAAAAGCACUUCACUGUAAAAUAAAGCACAAGAGCAGAGACAGAAAAGAAAUCUAUGCACAACGCGAUGUUGCCGGGCCAGAGGCUGAUAUAAUGAAGUUCAAAUGAUGACAAAAUGACUGUUGACUGGUACAAAGUAAAUAGAAGCCAUCCCCUUUGUGUCUGAUGUCUGCUUAAGAAUGUCUUACAUCUACUUAUGUAGGUGACUAGCAGCAACAGUAUCACAGAUCUGGCAGAUCUGGACAUACCCAAAUCUAACUGCCUGUAGCUCAGGCCCUGAAGCAAGGAUAUGCAUUUUCUUGGUACCAUUUGAAAGGAAACACUUUGGAGUUUGUGGAAAUGUGAAAGGAUUGUAGGAGAAUAUAACACAUUAGAUCUGGUAAAAGAUAAUACAAAGACAAAACCAACUUUUGUUUUUGUUAUUUUUUUUGUACCAUGAUCUUUGAAAUGCAGAGAAAGGCCAUAAUGUAUUAUUCCAGCCCAGGUGUAAUUUUGAUUGUGGCCACUAGAUGGCAGCAGUGUACCUUUUAGACUGAUCCAAUGAACCAUUGCAUUUCUGUUCAAAAUGUUGUAUCAAGACUGCCCAAAUGUGCCUAAUUUGUUUAUUAAUAACUUUUCAUGUUUAAAACUGUGCACUCUCCUCAAACAAUAGCAUGGUAUUCUUUCACUGUAAAAGCUACUGUAAAUUGGACAGUGCAGUUAGAUUAACAAGAAUUUAAGCUUUCUGCCAAUAUCAGAUAUGUCUAUGUCCUGGGAAAUGUUCUUGUUACUUACAAUCUUAUGCUAAUCGCAUUAGCCUACGUUAGCGCAACUGUCCUGCAGGGGACCCACCGAUCUUGAAGAACAAUGAGGAAUGUUUGUGUGUGAUAUCAAAUUGGUUGUAGAUAGAUUGGUUGUAAAAUAUAAAAUAGGUUGUAAAAUAAUCAAUAAUCAUUGGUUGUAAAAUAGAAAAUAGGUCAAUAUUUUUGUAAUGUAGACAUGACUGACUAGUGACAAAUAUGCCUGUUAUUUUCAAUUGCAGUAUUGGUGGUUGUGCAUAAUUUUUAUACACUUCCACAAUUAACUUUAAUUUGAUAUAAUUGUCCAUAUUUGUAAAUAAACCACUUCAACAAGGCAAA
Molecule: messenger RNA, 3026 nt
Organism: Salvelinus fontinalis (brook trout)
Lineage: Eukaryota; Metazoa; Chordata; Actinopteri; Salmoniformes; Salmonidae
Product: tumor necrosis factor receptor superfamily member 19-like
Exons: 10
Coding region: 558-1715 (385 amino acids)
Biological process (GO): positive regulation of JNK cascade; positive regulation of canonical NF-kappaB signal transduction
Cellular component (GO): plasma membrane
Molecular function (GO): signaling receptor activity; protein binding
Source: RefSeq, a predicted model, not a curated record